Molecule: messenger RNA, 465 nt
Organism: Naumovozyma castellii
Lineage: Eukaryota; Fungi; Ascomycota; Saccharomycetes; Saccharomycetales; Saccharomycetaceae
Gene: TAF9
Product: chromatin modification protein
Exons: 1
Coding region: 1-465 (154 amino acids)
Source: RefSeq, a predicted model, not a curated record
AUGACUACCACGACCACCACCACGCAGGAGGACACCCCCAGAGACGUCCGUCUUCUCCAUCUGCUGCUUGCAGCGCAAUCCAUCCACCAAUACGAGGACCAGGUGCCGCUCCAACUCAUGGACUUUGCUCACCGCUACGCAAGAGGCAUACUCAAGGAUGCCAUGGUAUACAACGACCAUUCUGCAGCAGGACCCUCCGAUACGACGACAGGCAACACUACGUCCGCCACCGGUGGUGCCAAGGGCCUCACAGUGGAGGACAUACGGCUCGCCAUCGCUUCAAGAACGCAAUACCAAUUCAAACCCACCGCUCCAAAGGAACUACUACUACAAUUGGCCCAGGAAAGAAACAAGAAAUCAUUGCCCCAAGUUAUGGGCGCAUGGGGGGUCCGUCUACCGCCAGAGAAGUACUGUUUGACCGCUAAGGACUGGACUUUGACCAAGGACGACCAUACUAACGAGUGA